UACGAUCUACAGAAACAUGAUAGGUAACCACAUGYUUGCWUUAUGUGUGUUAAACCACGGAUAAAUCUAAACCUGACACAAGACACCACUGACGUACCCAAACAAACUUAAUUGGGUCUUGUUGAACCUGCUAAUUCCGAGUUACCAUGAACGUAGCAUUCAAGAAAGGACAGCAGCAAAUAUUUUAGCAGAAAAACUGACAGCUUCCCUCACGUUGGCGUGAUUUUAAGAGUUGUUAGGUGGUGUCGGUCUUCAUAAACCAACAGAACCGGAUCCGAACCGAUCCUGGGGGAUGGCUGGCUUGUCUUUAACUGUCAGACUGUGUUGUUUGGACCGCAGGUUGAGUUCAGUAGCAGCCAGGACGAUCCGUGCAAAAGGUCCCAGUAGGUUGAGUCCAAUUGAAAGUUCAGUAUCUUUGUUCAGACAGGAGUCGUUUCUCCAGAGGAUAAUAAUCAGAGGACUGUUUGGUGGUGGAGGUGAAUCCGUUCAGCCGCAGACUCUGCAGGAUGUCGCCGAAAACAUCCGAGAGCRACGCUGCAAAAGGGUGGUGGUGAUGGCCGGAGCCGGGAUCAGCACUCCGAGCGGCAUCCCAGAUUUCAGCUACUUUGUCCGUCUGCUUCACCAGAAGGGCCAGCUGCUGCGGAUGUACACGCAGAACAUCGACGGGCUGGAGAGACUUGCAGGAGUUCCUCCGGAGAUGCUGGUGGAGGCCCACGGCACGUUUGCAACGGCCACCUGCACCUCCUGCCUGCGGAAAUAUGACGGCGAGGAGCUCAGACCAGAGGUGAUGAGCGGGGCCGUCCCUCGGUGUCCCACCUGUGAGGGCGUGGUGAAGCCUGACAUCGUGUUUUUUGGGGAGGAACUUCCUCUGAGUUUCUUCAAGUACCUGACGGAUUUCCCGCUGGCCGACCUGCUGAUCGUCAUGGGAACGUCCCUGGAGGUGGAGCCGUUUGCCAGCCUGGCCGGAGCCGUGCGCAGCUCCGUGCCCCGCCUCCUCAUCAACCGGGACCUGGUGGGGCCUUUCGCGUGGGGGCGGCGGCCUCGUGACGUCACGCAGCUGGGUGACGUGGUCACCGGCGUGAAGGAACUCGUCGACGCUCUGGGCUGGAGUCAGGAGAUGGACGCUCUAAUGGCGGCCGGAAGUCAGGAAGUUUGAUGAUUUUUCUGGGUUUUUAGAUUUGUUUGUUUGUUGAUUCUUCUUCUGACUUUUGCUCUGAUUGAAACUGAGCAGAACUCGGUUCGUUUGCUCUCAGUUUUAUGAGAAAUCAAAGUCUGUGACGUAWGACGGACGGUGUAUGAGGACCAUUGUGGAUAAUGAAAGAGGAAGAGUAAAUUUCGCCCAAAAAA
Molecule: messenger RNA, 1347 nt
Organism: Poecilia reticulata (guppy)
Lineage: Eukaryota; Metazoa; Chordata; Actinopteri; Cyprinodontiformes; Poeciliidae
Source: RefSeq, a predicted model, not a curated record